This is a messenger RNA of Blepharisma stoltei, 402 nucleotides long. The record is from the annotation of a GenBank genome assembly. Lineage: Eukaryota; Ciliophora; Heterotrichea; Heterotrichida; Blepharismidae.
AUGUCAACGUUCGCAAAAGCAAAAGGAAGCAGAGGAAAGGUUGCAACCCCAGGAAAGAUGUCAAGAUCUCAAAAGGCAGGCUUACAGUUCCCAGUUGGGCGUAUCUCAAGAUUUAUGCGGCAUGGAAAAUACGCAGAAAGAGUAGGUGCAGGAGCUCCAGUUUAUUUAUCAUCAGUCCUUGAAUAUUUAGCUGCAGAGCUGUUGGAGCUUGCUGGAAAUGCAGCAAAAGACUUUAAAAAGAGCAGAAUUCUACCUCGUCAUAUACAACUUGCUGUAAGGAAUGAUGAAGAGCUAAACAGACUCAUGGCAGAUGCUAUUAUAUCUAAUGGAGGGGCAGUUCCAUUUAUACAUCAAGCACUUCUUCCAACUGGUCCAAAAGAAGAGGUGGAUCAAGAACUAUAA